This is a messenger RNA of Fusarium coffeatum, 627 nucleotides long. RefSeq lists its product as uncharacterized. Lineage: Eukaryota; Fungi; Ascomycota; Sordariomycetes; Hypocreales; Nectriaceae. Gene Ontology annotation, cellular component: cytoplasm; nuclear exosome (RNase complex). Gene Ontology annotation, biological process: RNA processing. The transcript is spliced from 2 exons. Gene Ontology annotation, molecular function: RNA binding. The coding region runs from base 1 to 627 and encodes 208 amino acids. The record is from RefSeq and is a predicted model, not a curated record.
AUGGCCAUCGACGACGUCCCCUCCAUUGCUUUGCCCGGCAAGGUCCUGGGCCCAGUAUCCAAGUUCGCGCCCGGCGCCGGUACACACGUUUACGAAGGAAAUGUCGUCUCCUCUCUACUAGGCCAAGUCACGGUGACACCUCCAGCAAAGGGCCCAGGACCUCAGAAGCGCCUAAACAAGAUCACCGCCCCGACGACAGAAGAGCUUGCCACCGUCUCCGUGUCCCGCCAUGGACGCAAGCGCGAAAUCCUGCCCGAUGUCAAUAACAUUGUCCUUGCGCGAGUGCUUCGUCUUAUGCCUAAGCAGGCGAUUGUGGUAAUUCAACAAGUGGGCAACACAGUCCUGCAAACUGAGUGGCAGGGUGUGAUUCGAGUGCAGGAUGUGAGGGCAACAGAAAAAGACAAGGUCAAGAUUUACGAGUCGUUUAAGCCUGGUGAUAUUGUACGAGCGCAAGUGAUCUCUCUUGGUGAUCAGGCCAAUUAUUAUCUAUCGACUGCAUCUAACGAAUUGGGAGUUAUCCUGGCCACAAGCGAAGCUGGCAAUGACAUGGUUCCUGUCAGCUGGAAAGAAUAUAAAGACCCCGAGACAGGCAUCAGUGAGCCUCGAAAGGUCGCAAAGCCUAGCUGA